Messenger RNA from Bombyx mandarina (wild silkworm), 1099 nucleotides. Its product is annotated as serotriflin. The record is from RefSeq and is a predicted model, not a curated record. Lineage: Eukaryota; Metazoa; Arthropoda; Insecta; Lepidoptera; Bombycidae. Gene Ontology annotation, cellular component: extracellular region.
AUGUAGCGAGAUGGAUUGUUUGUUUAUUUCUGUUCAUACAUUCGUUGGACACGGUAUCUAUUUAACAGCAGUUUUCUUGAAUAAAUAAGAUAUAUGCAUUUAUUUAUUCAUUAUUUAGUAAUAAAAUAAAUUGUUUUUCGUGUAUUCGAGAACAAACAUUAUUCUCUUCUGUUUUUAUACAUAUAAUUAAGUGCAACGUUAUACAAACUUUAUUUUGUUCGUUUGAAUUCGUGAUAAUGCUUCUCCGAUGUGUAGUAUGGUUACAAUUUAUACUGAUUCUAGAUUUGAGUGGACAUUUGCAUACUGAGAAAGUUUUGGAUAAGGAUAAACAAUUAUUUCCACCUCAUCUCAUCGGAGAAGAUUCGCUGAACCCUAAAAGGGAAAUUGUUCGGAGAAAAAUAGUACUUUAUCAUAAUUUUUUCCGUUCCAAAGUUCGACCAAUUGCGUCGAAUAUGCUCCUCGUGUCGUGGCAUCCCAAGGCAGCUCGUCAAGCACAGCGCUACGCAGAGCAAUGCGUGUAUUUGAAACAUAAUGAUAUUAAAGAGAACACCGUACCUUCUCUGGGAACCUGUGGACAAAAUUUAUUCGUAGCGGCACAGAAGACACCAUGGUUUUUCGCCAUAAAGACUUGGUUCGUGGAGAAUGAAAACUUCACGUAUGGAGAUCCAAACGUGAACCUCACAGCAGUAGGACACUACACCCAAAUGGUUUGGGCAACGAGCUACAAAGUCGGAUGUGGUCUAGCGCAUUGUUCCGGGGGACCAUGGGGACAUUUUUAUAACUACGUGUGUCACUAUUGUCCUGGUGGCAACAUCCUCACAAUAGCACAGUAUCCAUACAAAACUGGUGAGAAAUGCUCGGAUUGCCCAGAUCACUGCACAUCUGAGUCUUUGUGCACGAAUUUCUGUCCGGUUCGUGACUAUUACUCUAAUUGCGAUGAGCUCGUAAAAAAUAUCGACGGUUUCUGCAAGCAAGGAAUGUGCAACGCGACUUGUUCAUGUGGAUCGAAACUUCUUCACAAGAAUUAUCCUUGGUCAUAAAACUAUACUUAAAUUUUGUAAGGAACCUGUGAAUUAUUAAACGACUUUUUAUAUUUUAA